CCAUCUCUGAAUUGCUCGGCGGCUGAUUUUCCACCAAGGUCUCUGCAAUUCCAUCAAUCCCUCAUGGCUCCGAAGAAGGACAAGGCUCCUCCUCCGUCGUCAAAGCCUGCUAAAUCUGGUGGAGGGAAGCAGAAGAAGAAGAAAUGGAGCAAGGGCAAGCAAAAGGAGAAGGUGAACAACAUGGUUUUGUUUGACCAGGCAACUUACGAUAAGCUUCUUUCUGAAGUUCCAAAGUACAAGCUUGUUACACCUUCAAUUCUGUCUGACAGAUUGAGGAUUAAUGGAUCAUUGGCACGCCGGGCAAUUAAGGAUUUGAUGGCAAGGGGUUCCAUCAGGAUGAUAUCUGCCCAUGCUAGCCAAGAGAUCUAUACCAGAGCAACCAACACCUAGAUGGGUGAAGAAUUUUUGCCUAGCGUUAUGGAUACAUAGAUUGUUGUUAUUGUUCCAUGUUAGAUGGUAAUGCCUGCACACUUCAUGAUUAUUCUACUUGGAAUCAUUUUUCCCUCUAUCCUCCAUUUAUGUCUAAGUUAAUUAGAAGUUUUUUCUAUAAUACUGUGGUGUCUCCACCAAGUAUGAAAAUUUAUCUAGUUUCAUUUUUACAUUUACCAUGAAUCAGAUGUUCUGGAGUGUUUUGACUUU
Molecule: messenger RNA, 639 nt
Organism: Rubroshorea leprosula
Lineage: Eukaryota; Viridiplantae; Streptophyta; Magnoliopsida; Malvales; Dipterocarpaceae
Source: the annotation of a GenBank genome assembly